GUAUCACCUAACCCUUUUAGGUUUGAGCUGGAGGCUACUGCAUCCCCAUAAAUCUACUAGCAAAAUAUAAACACACAAGGAUGCCCUGUUUUGCCGUCCACAUGAGCUAUCAUAACAUGAGAUGCUCGUUCUGAACAACUGCCUCAUUGCACAGCUAUUGCAAAGCCCAACACCAUCCGAGCGGUAUGACCGUGUCACUCAUAGCAGUGCCGCAGCUAUGGGCAUUUUUGCGGGCUAAAGUCAUGUCAUCUGAGACUUUUAAUUGGGCCCGGGCCGCCACAGGGGGACAGCGGACGGCAUUCCUUCUCUGCCUGCGCCCUGUGUUGCUCUUCGCUGCGUGGCUCUGUGGAUAACAUGCACAUGCCUGCGCAAACUUGAGCUGCUGGAGUCCCUCUGACUGUCAUUAAUGUAUUGACGCCUUGGCUACGUGCUGGAAAUCGUAAACUUUGUUAAUUACAAAUUAAUAGAGUUAUAGUCUCAAGAUAGCGGAGGUAAGCUCUCGAAGAGACAGCGGUGCCAUCUUUGCUGGGAUUUGCGCAAGGGACGUGACGGCUGAGACGCCUUUCUUCUGAAGAGACCUCAACAUUGACCUCACGGGAAGCGGACCGAAUCGGUGUUGAGGACUCACACUGCUUCCUGAUUUAAAACUUUGACACUGACGUUUCUGCGUCGGUUUCUUGCUGCUUCAGCUUUGUUGUGUGCCUGUGACCUUACAAAGGGAUAAAUGAUCACCUCAACCAGAAGAGUGUCUCCUGAUAAAUCUGAAGUUAGAAUUGCCUUCAGCCUUGAUGACAACUCAGAUGUAAAAGAUGUGGAGGACCUCUCCCAGACUUUCCCAGAUCUUGAACAGCGGCUACAGCCAGUGCCUCCAUGUGUGUCUCUGAGAGAGAGCGUUCAGGUGUACAAGGAACAUUGCAGGAUGGCAAAAGAGUUCCACCAGGUCAAGAAUGAGAUUGCUGUGCUCGAGGAUCGCAAGCGCAAGUUGCUGGCGGAAAUGGUGGAGGAUGAGAAGGUUGCCUUGGAGAUCGCCCGUUUGGAGGAGGAGUUUCGGCGUCUGACAGAGGAGAACCGCACCUUGGUCACAGUCCAUAAAGAGCGUGCUAAGCAGCUGGAAAGGCUCUGCGGCAACAAUCGAACGAGGCAAGACUCCUCAUGACCUCGGCCAGAACCUAAGACCACCAGACUCUAAGCUGACACCAGGGCCAGGAACCAGGAACAAAUAUUCAGCCAGUGCUCGUUUUACGCAACCACACUCUGUGAAUCAGCUAAUUACACAGAAAGCUGUUGUUUCGAUUCAUGUCUGAGUCAUUUGCUUGAACCGCAGACAUGCAGUUAUCAAGUUGUUUUAGUGAUUCCACCUAGGUAUUACACACUGCCAGUUAACUGGGCACUGCUUUGUUUCUGUAUGAUCAUGCAUAACCCUCCUGGUUGCUAGUGGAAAAACUAAAAAUACAAUAUAUCCAUACUUAGUCAGUUGCUGUGACUCUGAUAUCUGUCUUAGGUCCAGUGAAGACUCAAAUGUUUUAUCUGAGAUCUGCUGAGGGAGCCAAAGGUGGUACGAUGUGGUCCAAAUAUUUUAUUUAAGGAGUGUGUAACCUCCUCUCCCUCUCUCCUACACCCAGUGUUUAACACACUGUCAGGCAUCUGGAAAAUAUAAGUAUUGGUGAGGAACAGAAAUACAAUGGGUGACUAUCCAUUUCACAGCAUAUGCUGCAACACAACACUGUAAGAGUUGUACAUUUUCUUUUUUUUUGAUGUAGUGUAUGUAGUAUAGAUGGGGAAAUGUACAGCAUGACGAACUGUUGGUUAUUGUCCUCAUACAAAUAAAAUGUGUUUUAUUUUGACACUAGCAUCAGUUCCCUAUUUUCAUUUCUCCAAGCCAGUGUUAUGUGUGUUUUUUUAUGUCCAUAGUGAUUACAAAGAAAAGGGAACUAGAUUGUUUUUUUAUGUCGAGAUGAGAUCAUUCUCGAGUUAUGAAACUGUCACCUGAUUGGCUGGUUUGACUCUUGACAGGCUUCCCUCUUUCUCCAAAUCAUGUGAUAUUAGAAACAGCACUUUGUAGUUUUACACUGCUGUAGCUCCUCCAUUCACUGAGGCUGUCCCUUUUCUUUACAGAAAACCCAUCGUCCACGGCAACAUUCACACCAUUUGUCUGACGUUAUGACUUUUCACCUCCUAUGAAAGCAAUUCCAUAAAUAUUUUCUUGGCCCGUAAAAGUUGCUGACACAUAUAAUUAUAGCUAUUCAGAUACUGUUUAAUGCAUAAUAAUGAUAACGUUUAAUUAUAUGGGGCACGGAACACAGACGAGUGGGUGAAAAAUAUGAAGUGAAACUAAUGUGAUUUUUUUGGGAGGGGGGCGGGGAUAAUAACCAAACAACAGUUUGCUGACUGGAUCCUUUUUUUUCUUCUUUUUUUUGUUUUUUGUAAAUGAUUCAUGGAAAUUGUGUGUGUGUGUGUGUGUGUUUGUGAAUUGGGCACUGCAGAAAAAUCUUAAGAUGCCUUCCUGUAAGACAUAUCACAAUAAGGGUGCGAAGUAUUUUACACCAAACAUAAAGCCUACUAUAAACUAGUAAAAAGAAGAUUUAAAGUCAUUCAUAAAAGCACCCAACAGGAGUGGAGUGUAAAACACAACGGGUGUGCUGAAGCUUAAAAUAGAGCCAUGUAACUUCAAUAAUGAAAAUAAAAUGCAAUGCAAUAAGUACAGCUGUGACAACUGUUCAAUUCUUGUACCCCUGCCAGCAAAGGAUUUCUGUCCCUCUCUCUGGAACAGACGCAUGCAAAGAAGAUUUGCACUGAGCUCACACAAACACUUGGUGCUUUUAAAAACUGCAGCAUAUGAAGCAACACGGACCUGCUGGGAAACAAUAACCGUCAGAUUAGCCCCUCCUCCCCUUUUUUUUCCACCAAGAGGUGUUUGUCUUUACUCUUUGUUUUUUGUACAACAACCGCGUCUCAUAAUUCACUGUGUAUGCAAAUAGUUGAGUAACUCCAGGUAACCUUCAAGCCAAAGAUACACACGGAAAACAAUAUCCUGUUUAAACACGAGCUUCGGUUCCCAGCCUGCCCCUUAAUAUGUGAAUUGUGCGCUCAAGGUACGCGUAUAAAAGGAUUUUCUGGGAAAAAAAACCUGUUGGUUUACCAAACAGAUCUGAGGGUGGGAUUUGGUAAGGACGGGAAAACUGCUUGCUCAUCCUUUAUCAGCAAGAGUGCAUGAGUCAGCGGCGCUCUGUUACACCCAGGGUUGUUACAACACACAUAGGCAAGCACACAGACGCACACUCCCUCUGUGCCUCCUCCCCCCCCCUCUCUCUCUCUCUCUCACACACACACACAUACACACACACAGGCCAUAUGACUGAGUCAAGCUCAGUUUUUCGUUUGUAGCCGACUUGCGAUAAGGAUUUAUGGGAAACAUAGUCCGGUUUGACAGCAUUCCAUGCAGAAAAAACAUGUGUGCUAAGCUUGCUGGGACUUAGUUACACACCCUAACCAGCGCGGAAA
This is a messenger RNA of Oreochromis niloticus (Nile tilapia), 3501 nucleotides long. It is a transcript of the gene map3k7cl, whose product is annotated as map3k7 C-terminal like. The coding region runs from base 725 to 1156 and encodes 143 amino acids. NCBI's taxonomy places the organism in Eukaryota, Metazoa, Chordata, Actinopteri, Cichliformes, Cichlidae. The transcript is spliced from 5 exons. The record is from RefSeq and is a predicted model, not a curated record. Gene Ontology annotation, cellular component: cytosol; nucleus.